Candidozyma haemuli is the source of this 2265-nucleotide messenger RNA. It is a transcript of the gene SWI6, whose product is annotated as transcriptional regulator. Lineage: Eukaryota; Fungi; Ascomycota; Pichiomycetes; Serinales; Metschnikowiaceae. The record is from RefSeq and is a predicted model, not a curated record. Gene Ontology annotation, cellular component: SBF transcription complex; MBF transcription complex. The coding region runs from base 1 to 2265 and encodes 754 amino acids. Gene Ontology annotation, molecular function: transcription coactivator activity; DNA binding. The transcript has a single exon.
AUGGAAUCACCACAGCACGUCGGUGAUAACACUGCUAACUCCAUAAGCAAUCAGUUGAGCGGUACUCAUUUACAGAAGCCAAAACUUCCAUCACCCUCCGUGUCGGCCUCAUGGACAUCCAAAGUGUAUUCCUCGGUGUAUUCGGGACAAAAAUUCAUAGAAAUUGUCUUGAGAUUCAACAAAGUUUCCUCUGAUGACGACUCCAUCCAUAUUUUACGUCGUGUUCGAGACUCUUACAUCAAUGUUUCCCAGUUACUCAGCGUGUUGGUUAACUUGGGCCAAUUCAGCGAGGACCAGGUCGACAGCUUUCUCGAAAACGACAUCUUCACCAACCCCCAGUACUUUCAAGGCGGAAAUGAUGAAGAUAGAGUUUUAUACAAUGACCUCAGGUCCCAUGAAGUGUCUCAGGUACGCGGGAUCUGGAUUCCAUACGAUAAAGCUGUGCUGGUUGCUCUCAACAACGGCAUUUACGACAUAGUCAAAAAGCUUCUUCUCGUGGAUGUUCAUGAUUAUGAAAAGCUACCCAAGAAAGCUGAAUCUCCUGGCGCUGUUAAACGCGAUGCCGACGAGGAAAUGACCGACGCUUUGGAUGGCUCUCCAACGAAAAGACGGAAGACUCAACCCACCCAGCACUCUUUGGUGGAAGCAGCCGCCGAAUCGAACACCAACCAUCCAUACUGUCUACCUCCCUCGACAUUUAAAGAGAAAGACGUUGACCUUGUGCUGGAAGUCAAGCUCAAGUUCAGUGAAAUCUUCAAGAACGAUGGGGAGGUUUCAGCAGAGCUCUCUUCAAGUGAUAUUAAAACAAUGUUCCAAAGCGUAUUCGAGAAGUGCUCUGCUCGGUCACAGCUGCCCAUGUCAAUUUUAGAUGUUCCAUUGGAUUCUCAAGGCAAGACAGCCUUGCACUAUGCUGCUACGCUAGCGUCCAAUUUGGUGGAGAUUUUCAUAGAACUCGGGAUAAGCUCUCCUAUUCGUGGUGAUAAUAAUGGUGAAUCGCCAUUGAUUUCCGCUAUUCUGGUGACCAAUGCUAUGGAGAAAGGAAACUUCGUGAGCAUGCUCGACAACUGGUUAUGGCCAGAUUUGUGGUUGUUUGAUAACAAACGCAACUCAUUCCUUCAUCAUAUUAUCGUCCUGGCGACGAAGAAUCACAGCGCUUCAAAGUAUUACCUCAUCAAGAUAAUAACGUGGAUGAUACAAAAUGCAAACAAGGAGAAGAAUCUUCAUAAUCUCUGCACGAAGAUUAUUAACGCUCAAGACUCAGAGUCUGGUAAUACUGCGCUUCAUUUGGCAGGUGAACAUGAGCUCAGAUGGUUUAUUUUUGUUCUCCUCGAAUUGAGAGCUGAUAGUCAACAAGCAAAUAAUGUUGGUGUUAAACCGGCCGACUUUGAAGCUGUCAAAGAAGUCAUUCAAUUGAGGGAGAGCUACUUAGCUCACAGAGAUUCAGUAGGUGCUACCAAGACAUUGCUUGAAAACCUCGAUGUCAGUUCAGAAGAAGACGAGUACUUCUUACAAUUAGUUCAUACUGGAGUGGAAUUUUGGGAAAAGACUAACGAAUAUCCUGAUGCCGGUAACAUGGAGCAUGAACAAGGCAACAUAUUAUCAGGACAAAAGAACGGUACUUCCGAACACGAAAGGUCACCCAAGACCUUAUCGCAUUCCGAACGCAUCUUCAAAUCCAUCCAGGAUUUAAUGUCUGACACGAACGAAGAGUACCUGAAGAUCAUAAACUCAAAGAAGAAGGAGAUCAACAAUCUCAACAAGGAGCUCCGCGGAGCAACGAUAAUAACAGCGAAUAACAGGUUUGUUGCUAAAAAGGUUUUGGAGAAAGUGUCUCUUGUGGACACGAUGAAGUUGCAGAUGGCCAAUAUCGCCGAGAAAUUGCAAGUUCUUAAGAAGAAACUUCCUGAUGGUGAAAAAGACGAGGAGGUAUUCACCAACGACCUUGCGAACUCCGAACUAGUCAAGUUUGACGCCGAUGAACCAUUCAUCAUUAGACCGAUUUACGACAAAUUAGCCAACAACGAGGACGUCGAGUCCACCGAUGACAUAAUAGAGAACCUACCGCCUGCAGAGGUGUUACAGGCACGUCUCCUGGCCUACAAGGAGGUCAAUGGAGAUCUUGAGAAAGAGCUAGAGAACUUGCUCAACUACAGCACGCUAACAGCAAAGUUCAAGAAAGUUGUGAGUUAUUGUACUGGCGUGGACAUUAACGAAGUUGACGAACUCCUUGACGGCUUGCUUGAAGCCGUCGAGGGACAACAGUGA